AUGGUUAUAAAAUAUUUAACUAGAAAACUAUUCUCAACUCUUGCAAGUUCCCCUCCUGCAGUUGAAUAAACUUAGAAGUUCUUGUAGAUUGGCUAGACUACUCAUUAUCCCGUGAUGUAUAGAGAGGUUCAAGCUAUGGUAGAUGAUUUCAUUGCUCACAAUGAGAAAGAGAAACUUGACUUUCAGAUGCUAGACUGCACCUUUGGAGGUGGAAAUCACUCAGUGCCACUGCUAAGGAAGCAUCAAGCUUUGAAAAUUCUUGGAACUGAUUUAGAUAGUAAGACCUUGGAUGUUUGUAGAGUAUAAUAUUCUGACUUGAUAAAGGAGAAAAGACUUGCUUUGGAACAUAUGAAUUUUGUCAAUUCCUUUGGAGUUGAUCCAAGAGGUUCAUUCAAGUAGAGGUUCGGAGUAAAGGACAGAUAUGAUAUUGCUCUUCUUGAUCUUGGUUUUAGUAGCUAUUAAUUAGAAGAUACUGAAAGAGGUUUCAGUUAUAUUGGUCCUGAUGAAUAACCUCUAGAUAUGAGAUUUGAUCAUAACAGCGAGAAGUAAUCAAGUGCAGCUGAUAUUGUAAAUAAUGCUUCAGAGUUAGAGUUAUCGAGCAUAUUCAAGAAAUUUGGGGAUGAAAAGUACAGUUCAUAAUUAGCUAAGAAACUUAUUCAAUUCAGAUAGGGUAAAAUGAUCCUGACUACAGGCUAACUCAAGGAGGCAAUAAGAGAUGCUUUUCCAAAUUCAUCAAGAGAUGAAAAAAAUUAGACUAUCAAAAGAAUAUUUUAAGCAAUUAGAAUCUCAACUAAUUAUGAACUCCUUAAUCUGCAAACAUUUUUGGAGUAUGUUUAGAAAGGUAAAAUUAUGGACUAGAAUUCAAUGCUAAUGAUCAUUACUUUUCAUUCUCUUGAAGAAAAACUAGUAAGCUAAAGUUUUGUGAAAUGGAAGAAAUUUGAGAAGGGUAACUUUGGAACUAAAAAGCCUUUGAUUCCUUCAAAUGAAGAAGUCCAAGAAAAUUCCAGAAGCAAGUCUGCUAAAUUGUACACUUUCCUUUUUGAUUGA
Stylonychia lemnae is the source of this 1047-nucleotide messenger RNA. Lineage: Eukaryota; Ciliophora; Spirotrichea; Sporadotrichida; Oxytrichidae. The record is from the annotation of a GenBank genome assembly.